AUGCAACUUUCAUGGAAGGAUAUCCCAAGUGUUGCUAAUGCCAAUGAUAUGUUGGAUAUAGUUCUUAACAGAACUCAAAGAAAAACUCCUACAGUCAUCAGACCAGGGUUUAAAAUCACUAGAAUUAGGGCUUUCUAUAUGAGAAAGGUCAAAUUUACUGCUGAAGGUUUCACUGAAAAGUUUAAUGAUUUAUUACAAGGAUUUCCUAAUAUUAAUGAUGUCCAUCCAUUCCACAGAGAUUUAAUGGAUACCUUAUAUGAAAAGAAUCAUUAUAAAAUCUCCUUAGCAGCUAUUUCUAAAGCCAAAACCUUAAUCGAACAAGUUUCAAGAGAUUAUAACAGAUUAUUAAAAUUUGGUCAAUCUUUAUACCAAUGUAAACAAUUAAAAAGAGCCGCUUUAGGUAGAAUGGCCACUAUUGUCAAGAAAUUAAAAGAUCCUUUGACUUAUUUAGAACAAGUUAGACAACAUUUAGGAAGAUUACCAAGUAUUGAUCCAAACACUAGAACUUUAUUAAUUUGUGGUUAUCCUAAUGUUGGUAAAUCAUCAUUCUUGAAAUGUAUUACUAAAGCUGAAGUUGAAGUUCAACCUUAUGCUUUCACCACUAAAUCAUUAUAUGUUGGACAUUUUGAUUAUAAAUAUUUAAGAUUCCAGGCUAUUGAUACUCCAGGUAUUUUAGACAGACCAACUGAAGAAAUGAACAAUAUCGAAAUGCAAUCCAUUUAUGCUAUUGCUCAUUUAAGAUCAUGUGUUUUAUACUUUAUGGAUUUGAGUGAACAAUGUGGAUUUUCAAUUGAAGCUCAAGUUAAAUUAUUCCAUUCUAUUAAACCUUUAUUCGCUAAUAAAUCUGUUAUGAUUGUUAUGAAUAAAAGUGAUAUCAUUAAAUAUGAAGAUUUAGAUGAAUCUAAACAAGAAAGUUUAAAAUCUUUAUACGAUUUAAAAAAUAUUGAAAUCAUGAACACUUCAUGUGUUGAAGAAGAAAAUGUUAUGCAAGUUAGAAAUCAAGCUUGUGAAAAAUUAUUAGCUUCAAGAAUUGAACAAAAAUUGAAGGGUGCUUCAAGAAUUAAUAAUGUAUUGAACAAAAUUCAUUUUGCUAAACCUCAAUCUAGAGAUGAUGUUGAAAGACCUGCUCAUAUACCUGAAGGUGUUCAAACCUUAGAAAAAUAUGACCCAUUGGAUCCUAAUAGAAGAAAAUUAGCUAAAGAUAUCGAACUUGAAAAUGGUGGUGCUGGUGUUUAUAACAUCAAUUUGAAAGAAAAAUACUUAUUGGAUGAUGAUGAAUGGAAGAAUGAUAUUAUGCCAGAAGUUUUGGAUGGUAAGAACAUUUAUGAUUUCUUAGAUGCUGAUAUCGCAGCUAAAUUAAAAGCAUUGGAAGAAGAAGAAGAAAAAUUAGAAAAUGAAGGAUUCUAUGAUUCUGAUGAAGAUUUAGAACCUGAAGAUGCUGAUGAUAUUAGAGAAAAAGCUCAAUGGAUCAGAAAUAAACAAAAAGUAAUGAUUGAAGAAGGUAGAAAUAGAAAACAUAUGCAAAAUAGAGCUAUUAUGCCAAGAGAUCAAGUUAAAAGAUCAUUUGAUGAUAUGGAAGAACAUAUGUAUUCAUUAGGUCACGAUACUUCUACUUUAAAACAAAAACAACAAUUAUCUGCUAAACCAGUUAAGAAUGCUAAAGGUUUAGAUAUCUUGAAGAAAACUACUGACAUUGAUAUUGAUGAACAUAUCAAGAAGAGAAAGAGACCAAAUAAACAAAGUGAUAGACUUAAUGAUGGUUUAAUUGAUGAAGAUCAACAAGAAAAGACUGAUAGAUUAACUAAGGUCCAAAGAAGAGAUAGAAAUAGAGAUGCUAAAGUUGGUGAAGGUGAUAGACACAUCAUGACAAUGAUGCCAAAACAUUUAUUCUCUGGUAAGCGUGGUAUUGGUAAAGCUGAUCGUCGUUAA
Yamadazyma jaroonii is the source of this 1929-nucleotide messenger RNA. The record is from the annotation of a GenBank genome assembly. Lineage: Eukaryota; Fungi; Ascomycota; Pichiomycetes; Serinales; Debaryomycetaceae.